Messenger RNA from Ceraceosorus guamensis, 721 nucleotides. Its product is annotated as putative RPA12-13.7 kd subunit of DNA-directed RNA polymerase I. Gene Ontology annotation, cellular component: RNA polymerase I complex. Gene Ontology annotation, biological process: DNA-templated transcription; termination of RNA polymerase I transcription. The record is from RefSeq and is a predicted model, not a curated record. The coding region runs from base 169 to 558 and encodes 129 amino acids. The transcript has 3 exons. Gene Ontology annotation, molecular function: DNA-directed RNA polymerase activity; nucleic acid binding; zinc ion binding. NCBI's taxonomy places the organism in Eukaryota, Fungi, Basidiomycota, Exobasidiomycetes, Ceraceosorales, Ceraceosoraceae.
CCACCAUCACAUUUUUACGGGACGUUUGGCUUGCCUUGACGUGGUCAUCACCGCACGGCCGCUACUGAGGCCCUGGAAAACCGUUUCGUACGCCAUUCCGGCAACUCAAAUAGCCGGCCGCGCCACGCACCGGGCGCACUCGCGUCGUGGCUCUGGUGUGCUGCCAGGAUGGCGCCGCUUCCAGAUCAAGUCGGCUCGCUUCUCUUUUGUCCUGCCUGUGGAAGUCUCUUGGACGUGCCUACCGACGAGGAUGUGGUGCGCUGCACUCCCUGCGGAGGAGUGGUGGAUGCCAAAGUGUACGACAAUCUCUCCAUCGUCACCAAAUCCGCGCCCAACGCCUUUCCCUCGGCAUUGAGGCAAAAGAGGACGUUGGUGCACAGUGUGGAUCCAGCCGAGGCGGGCAAGAGGGCAGAGGAUGCCACGAUCAAGGAGAAGUGUCCAAAUUGCGGCAAUGAGGAGAUGAGGUUUCACACGCUGCAAAUGAGGAGCGCGGAUGAAGGAAGCACAAUCUUUUACACUUGUCCUAGAUGCGCUUACAAGUUCAGCCAAAACAACUAGCGACGACGCUGCAGAUCGCCAGUCCGCGAUUGCUCGCCUCAGCCUGCAAUCGAGUCAGAUACCUCCUCGAAGCCCUCGCAAGUCACCCCUGUCUCGCUGCCUUGGCCCCUCUCGCGGCAUACAUCGUGCAUCCGCUGUAAUAACAUCGCCCCUGCUUUCUGCC